Messenger RNA from Paramacrobiotus metropolitanus, 2803 nucleotides. RefSeq lists its product as uncharacterized. The coding region runs from base 477 to 1223 and encodes 248 amino acids. The record is from RefSeq and is a predicted model, not a curated record. Lineage: Eukaryota; Metazoa; Tardigrada; Eutardigrada; Parachela; Macrobiotidae. The transcript has 2 exons.
GUUAUACUCGUUUCUGACAAUUCGAGCUUUUGGUAAUCACUGGGCCUACGAGCGAUAUGUGAUCCAUGUUCUUAUAAAAAUGUUGAGGAAAGUUUGCCCCUUGGUAGCACAAUCACGAACAUUGCUGAAUGCUUUGAGAGCAGACCGAACAAAAUACUUUCGUCAGUCUCCUGGAAUAUCUACUACUGCUACAGGCAAUGGAGACUCAGACAAGGACCCCGAUCCCGAAGAGCAAGCCAGAAAAUGGCAGUAUUCGUAUGAACUCAUGCUAAAGGCAAUACAUUCUUAGAGACAGUUCGCCUUCCAGGGGGAGAACAAUCUUUCCCCCUUAGGGGUGCCCAUCAUUGUCAUUGACUUUUCACUGUUUCAGUAUGAUUCAUAAACAGUAAUCAGAACGUGACAAGUAUAUUUUGACAAGUAUAUGUAACGUGAUAAUUGCGUGAUAAUGUAACGUACUUAUUCAAAUAUCUGCGAUUAUGUCGCGUCCUUCGACAAAGUCUCUAUCAAAGUCUCCAGCGAUGUCGGGAUCGUUGGUUGACUUGCUUGCCAAACUGGACGAACACUUCGGAUCAUCCACCUACAAACCCACCUCAACCAACGCAGACAUCUUUGCCGUGCUGAUUCCUGUUGUCCAGAAGGUUGCGAAGGAUUCACUGAUAUUAUCUCAACGAGUAAGUGCCCUGGAAGCGGAGAAUGUCAAACUAAAAGAAGAGCUCCAAACCGAACGUGAAAUACGGGCAGGCGGUGAUGCAGAACUGCUCCAGUCCGACGAAGCCCUGAAAGGCCACAUUCAGCAGAUUGAUACUGACCAGAAGCAAGACGUUGGCACCCUUAAUGAGAAUAUCGAGAGCCUAAAGGAAUCACACUCUCAGCUGACGAAAACUGUGAAAGAUCUACAAGCAUGGAAUGAAGCCGGCAGUGAAAAACCUGACAUAAUUGAAAUCCAAGAUGGCGGCGCACCCGGACAUAUCAGAAUGUACACGCAAUCGGCUCAUAUCAAACGCAAUAAUGCCUGUCCACCCCAUAGCCGACGUGAAUUUUGGAGCGCCAACAGGGAAAAUGUGCAAGCAGAUCAUGUUCUAAUUAUUCGACCAACAGAUGUGGAAGAAGCCGGAUCAUAUCCCACCCGAAAACCGGACAUUCGCACUGAAAAAUGUGAAAGCGGGCCACGGGAAAUCAGUGAUCAUGACGUUUCCAACUCGAGCGGACUACGAAAAAGGUAAGGCGGAAAUCACUAGGCGCAGCGACAGUCUGAAAUGCUCUGUGUCUGAACCGAAGAAGAAAAUGCCUCGGUUAAUUAUUCGUAAAGUUAGCAAGGUCGUCUCUGAAGUUGAAUUUAUGGAAAAGCUUAUCAGUCAAAAUUCGCUGGAGAAGUUUCGGGAAAAUAUCAAAGUGAUUGUGAAGCUCGAGAGCGGAAAUGAAAACAUAAAAACGUGUGCUUUUGUAAUUGAAGUCAGCGCUAACACUGCAGAGUCUUUAUUGAGAAGGGGAAAGGUUACAGUCGAUUUUGAAAUAUGUCCAGUUGAAGAACAUUUUCACAUAAUUCAAUGCGGGAAUUGCUGUCGGUACGGCCAUCGAAAAGAAACAUGCACUUCUGCAACACACUGCGGGUUUUGUAAUGAAUCACAUCUUUUUGAAAACUGUAAUUGCAACUGGGACGAUGCUCCUAAAUGUAUUAAUUGCAUCAGUUCGGGAAGAAAGCCAGAGGAAAACCAACAUCAUGCGUUUGACCAUAAGCGAUGUCCUGUUUAUCACGAUACUAAAAUAAAGGUCAGUAAAAUUCUAAAAAACCGAAUUUUUUCAAAAAACUAGCACCGACAACGAAUGACCCGGAUUCAUAUUAUUUGUGUAAAAACGCAGAAAGUUCUUUUUGUAAAACGUUCGCGGGUUACAGUCGUGAAAGAAAAAUGCAAGCACAAAACGAGACCGAAAUUGUCCGUAGGUCAGGCUACCGGACCUCGCAAAUGAUUGAGCACACCGAUAUCCGGGUUGAUAGCCCGGCACUGGAAGACCACACAGAAUGUAAUGUAUUGAAAGUAUACGUAAUCGAAAAAGAUACGGUGGGAAGAGCCAACAGGAUAGACAGCGAGCUGAAUAACGCGUGUGCUAGUUUUAUGGAUAAUGGUGGACAGUGCACCGUUACUCCACAAGCUGAACCAUAUGAGCGUCAAUCGGGAGUAUUUUGUACUAAUGAUACUAAAGCUGAACACAGAUGGCGUCAAUCGGAAUUUCAACUUAACGAUCGGCUGAGCUUAACGGAGCAGUGCGAUAUUAACGAAAAAUUUGUCGGGCUACCAAAUGUGUCAACGGAACGUAAUCUUAGUACGGAACGAUCUGUCGGGCUACUCAAGUGGUCAACGGAAGAGAGCGGUAACAGCAGGGAUACGUGUAUAAUUGAAAAUUUGCACACGCAGUUAUCGAUAGUCUAUCUGAACGUCAACGGCUUAAAAAGAGCAUUUAAUUUGUUCGAUAAAGAUUUCACUGAAUUCAUCAUGAAACGUGAUAUUGUUGUACUAGUUGAAACACACCUGAAAAACGAAUACGAAACAAAACAAGUGGCUGGCUAUCAAACGGUGUCAAAGGUGCGAGCGACAUUUGCAGGAGGCGGCAUUACAGUAUACUUGAAAAAUGAGUUUAAGUGCAGUAUUGUAUACGACCAAGAAACAAGUUAUGAUGUUUUAGCCGUAAAAAUAAAAGUUUCUGAAAAAGAACACGUUGUCAUGGUAUGUGCCUACCUCGCCCCGUAUAACUCGGUAGUGAACGUUGAUGAUAAAGAAACUUUCGAAAAACUUACAGAAAUAAU